GGAACGAACAAAUUGUAAGUCGAUUUCAUUCUGUUGUUUCCAGUCACCGUUGACGCACAUAUAUUCUUGGGUUUGACCAUUUUUGUUGACGCGACAUGCCCAGAGGUGACUUCACCGUGAAUGUGUCGAGUAGAGGGAGCGGAGGUGCAUUUUACAUUGGAGCUGAAGAGGCUCCAGGUAUUGCCCUCCUUGUUAUCAUUCUCACGAUUCUGCUGAUCAUUGGGUGCUGGUACUACAUAAGAAGGAGUGGAUACACAAUGAUUCAGAGCCGAGGUACAGCCAGCCGUAUUCGAAGAGCUUUGAGAUCUGGAGACUGCGGUGAAGAAGGAGCCACUCCAGAAAACAAAUUCCCCUUGAAUGAGUACAGCAAUCUGAACCCAGUGGUUCCCGAUGCCCCUCCAGUUUAUGAAAAGGUAUCUGCUGGAUCUUUACCCCCUCCAUAUUCUCCCUGAAGCGUCCAGUGGUGUCUGCCCAUAGUACCAAACCUGAAGGUGUAAAUGUGGUCUCUGUGGUGGUUUGUGUUCAGAAGA
Molecule: messenger RNA, 530 nt
Organism: Polyodon spathula (Mississippi paddlefish)
Lineage: Eukaryota; Metazoa; Chordata; Actinopteri; Acipenseriformes; Polyodontidae
Product: melanoma antigen recognized by T-cells 1-like
Exons: 5
Coding region: 96-452 (118 amino acids)
Cellular component (GO): melanosome
Source: RefSeq, a predicted model, not a curated record